GGUCUCGUCCGGCGUUCCGGAAGUGAGAGAGAGAGAGAGAGUGUGAGUGUGUGUGUGUUUAAACAUGAACACGCACUAUGACACCGUAUUUAAAAAACCCCCAUGUAAUUUGCAUAUAAAAGGAAGUUUGUAAACAUUGAUCAGAAGCUACGUAGUAAGAUCCUGUUCUAUCCCUUUGUACAACUUUGUAAUAAUAACCUUAUUAGAAAGGAAUAUAUAAUAGAUAGCAGGUGGAACCCCCUCAAUAUCUGGUUAUCCCUGCCUGUGAAUUGUGUGAUAAUAGCCACGAGGUGCCAGUUACAGGGCACAGGUACAAUUUAGACCCGUGGGCCAUGACCUGUUCACGAAGAAAGAUAACCAACACGAUGGCGGCCCGACCCCUGUGCAGCGACACAUUCUGGUAGUGGCUUAGUUGGAUGAGCUUGUGUGUGCAGCAGUGGCCCGGGGCGGUUCUCUUUCUCGGUGUUGUGUGUGAAGCGCUGAGUCAGUGUGCCGGACCCGGAGUAAGAGGACACGGAGCCGGCAGCAUGGUGCAGGCCUGGUAUAUGGAUGACUCGGAGGAGGACCAGAGGAAGCCUCAUCGGCUGCGGCCGGAGCUCCCGGUGUCAGUGGAGGAGCUGCGGGCGCUGGGGGUGCACUCCUACCAGUUGGACGCUGAUAACUACGAGGCUGACCCAGAGCUGUCCAAGAUUCGGAAAGAAAACAAUUACUCUUGGAUGGAUAUAAUCACUAUACACAAAGACACGCUGCCCAAUUAUGAGCAGAAGCUGAAAAUGUUUUAUGAGGAGCACUUGCACCAGGACGACGAGAUCCGCUACAUCCUAGAGGGGAGCGGUUACUUUGACGUGCGAGACAAGGAGAACCGAUGGAUCAGGAUAUUUAUGCAGAAAGGAGACAUGAUAACUCUCCCGGCCGGCAUCUACCAUCGCUUUACACUGGACGAAAAUAACUACAUCAAGGCAAUGAGACUGUUUGUUGGGGAACCCGUCUGGACACCGUACAACCGCCCUGCGGACAACUAUGAAGCUCGGGCAAAAUAUCUACACUUUUUGACCCAGACGGCUUAAGUCUAUAAUAAUAUUUUCUAUCUUUAAUACUGUGAUUAAACAAUAUGGUUCUACAAUCAAUACAAGGAUGUUCCCUAGAAUAUAAAUCAGAAGCCCUUUAAAAUUACGGUUAAAAAUAAAUAUAUAUAUAUAUACACACACACACACACACACACACACACACACACACAGUUAAUCACUGACAGAUCUGUAAUGUCCCCAGACAAAAAAAGUGACAGCAAUAUACCGCUGUUUAUUAUGUCUGGUAAUCACCUACAUGAAAUGGAGGCAGCCAUUUUGCGGGCUAUACCAUUGUGCAGUCUAUCUAAUUAAAAGCAGGAAAACUAAAAUAAAAAACCCUGUGGAGUGGGUUUUAUCCACAGCUGUGAGAUUAUCCUAUUCAAUUAGAGGAAAGUGAAAAUCACCUCAUAUUUUUUUUCCCCACGCAUUCCCAGAGCAAGUCUGAGAAACCUGUUUCGCCUUGCACUGAGUGCAUUUUUUUAAAAUUGGAAAGCUCGGGUAUCGGGAGUGCACGUAAUCCAAAAGUGGGUGUGAUGUCUGCAUGAUUUUUCUGCGGUAAAAACCUUGCGGCCAAGUAGACUGGGCUCAUGAUCAUUGAUAGCAACCUGCACACCUAGGCAAUAUAAAAAUGUAUUUAAUCCACACACAGACAAAACGUGGUCACAAACCAAUAGUGCCUUGAGCCAUUAAAGGGUUAAAGCAAGAAAACUACUCAUCAGAAGCCUGUUUUGUGUGUUACUUGGAGGUUGGACGUGAAGAAAUAAAAUCCGUUAGGCAUGGGCUUUACAGAUUUACCUGGUAACUCAUUUCCUGUACAUUAAUAAUUCAUGGCACGCUAUAAUUAGACUGUCUGACAGGUCUACACUGCCGCUUCUGUCAGGUGGGAAGGGAGCAAACUGGAGCAUGAGAAUCGCUUGCGUCAUUCAUGCUCCAGCGCUCUGCGUGGCUGGUACCUUAGACUGCUGCGUGUAUCAUACCUUCUUUUUCUAUAUAUAAUCUGUAAAUCUUUUCUGUCAUUAUAUAUAUAUAUAUAUAUAUAUAGAUUGAUUUUCUAUUUGUAUAUAAAGUAAGUAUAUAUUCUAUUUCUCAUGAUGCUUUAGGACAUUAGGCAGAGAUGUAACACUCAACAGGCAGGUCCCACAGCAGAAUCUGGUAAGGGACGGUAACUCUGUCGAGCAGAUGAGCUGCUUACCGCCUAUAGCCUAGAACACCCUAAUGACCGUCUACACAGACAUAGCCUGGUAGAAUCAAACUUCUACAGCGGGAACUGAAAGUCCUAAGCAGAGGCUAGUGUGACUCUUUUAGCACAUGGGACACUGCGUAUAAGUCGACAGUCUGGUCUGGCGUAAUGACUGCGUGAUAAAGCCCCACAAUCUUGUAAGCUAAUGCUAAAAUCAGUGUCAUUUUACUGACCCUGCACAUGAAUAACAUUGUAUAGCCAAUCCUUCUGCUGUGAUUCAUUCUUACACACUGAGAAGAUUGCAAUAAAGGUUUAUUUUAAAAAAAAA
Pseudophryne corroboree (corroboree frog) is the source of this 2575-nucleotide messenger RNA. It is a transcript of the gene ADI1, whose product is annotated as acireductone dioxygenase 1. The transcript is spliced from 4 exons. The record is from RefSeq and is a predicted model, not a curated record. The coding region runs from base 417 to 1067 and encodes 216 amino acids. NCBI's taxonomy places the organism in Eukaryota, Metazoa, Chordata, Amphibia, Anura, Myobatrachidae. Gene Ontology annotation, molecular function: acireductone dioxygenase [iron(II)-requiring] activity.